Molecule: messenger RNA, 1374 nt
Organism: Fusarium mangiferae
Lineage: Eukaryota; Fungi; Ascomycota; Sordariomycetes; Hypocreales; Nectriaceae
Product: putative dihydrolipoamide acetyltransferase component of pyruvate dehydrogenase complex, mitochondrial
Exons: 2
Coding region: 1-1374 (457 amino acids)
Biological process (GO): pyruvate decarboxylation to acetyl-CoA
Cellular component (GO): pyruvate dehydrogenase complex
Molecular function (GO): dihydrolipoyllysine-residue acetyltransferase activity
Source: RefSeq, a predicted model, not a curated record
AUGCUCAGCGCCGCUCUCCGAAGGCGCGUUCUCGCCCCUACCCACAGCGCCCUGCGAACCGGCUUCGCUGCCCACGUUGUGCGACACUAUGCCUCGUUCCCCGAGCACCAGGUCAUCAAGAUGCCCGCUCUGUCGCCCACCAUGCAGGCCGGUAACAUUGGCGCUUGGCAGAAGAAGCCCGGCGAUUCUAUCGCCCCUGGUGAUGUCCUGGUAGAGAUUGAGACCGACAAGGCCCAGAUGGACUUCGAGUUCCAGGAGGAGGGUGUCAUUGCCAAGAUCCUUAAGGAUGCUGGUGAGAAGGAUAUUCCCGUUGGAAGCCCCAUUGCCGUCCUUGUUGAGGAGGGUACCGAUAUCUCCGCCUUCGAGAAGUUCUCCAUUGAGGACGCUGGCGGUGACGCCGCUAAGUCCGCUGCCCCCAAGAAGGAGGAGAAGUCCGAGUCCAAGUCUGAGUCCGCUUCCGCCCCCGAGCCUACUCCUGAGCCUCAACAAUACCAGUCUCAGGGCCGUCUCCAGACUGCUCUCGACCGUCUCCCCAACAUCUCCGCUUCUGCCAAGCGACUUGCCCGUGAGAAGGGUAUUAACAUCGAUGGCCUCAAGGGUACUGGCAAGAACGGUCAGAUCACCGAGGAGGAUGUCAAGAAGGCCAGCAGCAGCCCCGCCGCCAGCAGCGCCCCCAGCGCUACCUACGAGGACAUCCCCAUCAGCGGCAUGCGCAAGACCAUUGCCAACCGUCUGGUCGAGUCCACCCAGACCAACCCUCACUUCUACGUCACCAGCUCCAUCUCCGUCAGCAAGCUCCUCAAGCUCCGCCAGGCUCUGAACAGCUCUGCCGAUGGCAAGUACAAGCUCUCUGUCAACGAUUUCCUGAUCAAGGCUAUCGCUGUUGCCAGCCGCAAGGUUCCCCAGGUCAACUCUAGCUGGCGCGACGGCAACAUCCGCCAAUUCAACAACGUCGACGUCUCUGUUGCCGUUUCCACACCCACUGGUCUCAUCACCCCUAUUGUCACCGGUGUUGAGGGCCGUGGCCUCGAGGCCAUCUCUAGCCAGGUCAAGUCUCUCGCCAAGAAGGCCCGUGAUGGCAAGCUCAAGCCUGAGGAGUAUCAGGGCGGUACCAUCUCUAUCUCCAACAUGGGCAUGAACCCCGCUGUUGACCAUUUCACUGCUGUCAUCAACCCUCCCCAGGCUGCCAUCCUCGCUGUUGGUACCACCAAGAAGGUUGCCAUUCCCGCCGAGAACGAGGCCGGUGUUGAGUUCGAUGACCAAAUCACCCUUACUGCCAGCUUCGACCACAAGGUUGUUGACGGUGCUGUCGGUGCUGAGUGGCUCAAGGAGCUCAAGCAGGUUCUUGAGAACCCUCUUGAGCUUCUUCUGUAA